This is a messenger RNA of Durusdinium trenchii, 1901 nucleotides long. The record is from the annotation of a GenBank genome assembly. Lineage: Eukaryota; Dinophyceae; Suessiales; Symbiodiniaceae.
AAGGCUCGAGCUGUCCAAACGGACAGAGAGGACAUAGAACAUGCUGGACACGGAUCGCACUGACCGCUCGACCGAACGAGAGCCACUUGUAGCACCGACCUCGCCCAGCUCCAGUGGAAGCUGCUUUUGGAAGUCAGUGGCCGUAUUGAUCGUUCUUGUAAUUCUUCUAGCGCCAGUGGUCUCAGUGAUUCUGGCGUUUCCAUUUCUGACAGGUCUCAGCUUUCAGUCGUCCUUAGCAAUUGCUCUCGGUGUUCCCCUUCUUGGCAUCCUGAUCCUCAUUUGGCCCGUCUCUGUCUUUGAUCCAGAACCUUACGACAAUGUUGGCGUCACGCAGUUCACCAUACUUGGUGUUACCAUGACUUACCAAAACUACUUUCGAUUGCUGGUGAGUUUUAUGUAUGCUGCUUCAACCACAACCUGGCGCAGUGACUAUGGCAAAUGGUUUGAGGACAUUGCAACUGAAGACAAGUCGAUUGGGAGCUUUGCAAACUCCAAAUUGUACUAUAGCCAUCAAAGCUGCAAAGAGAAGUUGCAACAACUUGGCUCUAGAAUCUCUAGUGGCACUGCCUGGCGAGAGAGUCAAUUGGCAUUGGGGUUCUUCAACAACUUGUCAUGGCCUGAGGCAGGAAGAAUGAGUUUGGGACUAAAGAGUGAAGACCAUGCCUUUGUCCGGCCAUUUUUGGCCGAGAUGUUUGGCAGCAGUUCGUGGACUCCGGCUUCUCUGCGAAGUCAGUUCCGGGGUCUUUUCGCUGAGGUGUCCGUCUUGGAUCACAACAAUCGGACUGGGCACCGUGGAAGUCGCGAGCCCUUCUUCCCCUCGUUGAGCAAGAAUAUCGUAACUCAGUGGACUGUGAAGAUUUUGCACAAAGUGGCACUAGACAUCGAUUUGACGGACUCUGAGAUGCAAGAUCUCGCGGCCUUACAAACAGUCAACCUUGUGGUAGCUGGCGCUACCUCCAGGGUCGCCAGAAUGUUUCUUAUGUGGGCAUUCUUCACAAACCCCAAUCUCAUCACUCGUGCAAGGUUCAUCGCCAAGUAUCGGCCAUUCAUAAGAAAGCGUUGGCCAAAUGUUGAGUGGACCAACAAGAAGUUGGAUUUGCUGAGCUCCGUUUUCCUGGAUGCUGUAAUGUUCGCUGGGGGCCGCUCGGUUCCCGUCUCCAUCGACUUGGUCAUGGGCUACAUACUUACAAAGAACAAGCCGGAGUCAAUCCUGGGAGUAGACUUCAAGCAGGAGGAAAACGUCCGCCGCUUGAUGAUGGAGGCCAUGCGAUUCCAUCCCCUGGUGACAACGCUGCCCUACUGGGUGAAGAGCCCUGAUACGGCAACAGGUCAAGGCAAGUGGGAGCCAGAAGCAGUGUGCAUUGAUCGAGCUCUUGCCGACCCUUCAAUAUUUGAAGACCCUGACAUCUUCAAACUGGAUCGUCCAGGGCAAGGGAGCACGGAGUCUGGAGGCUCCUCCAAUUCUAUUGCCUGGGGCGAGUUUGCAUGUGUGGAUGGCAAGAAAGAUCAUCCUUAUUCAUACUGUUGCCCUGGCAAAGACCUGAGCAUCAACAUGGUCGUUGCUUUUGUACUGGAAUACUUUGCCGCAGGGCCGUGGACUGUGGAGGAUGAGGACAUUGCCUUUGACUACUAUGGCACAGCGAACGGUUUUAAGUGUACAAAGAUUUCCUAAGUGGUUUUGAAUGCACAAUGUGUGUAGAAAAGGUGGGACGGGAACACCAGCGCUCAUUGUUUGUUUGUGCACAACGAGAUCAAUCUCCGCAAACGAGCAAACGGACCCACCACAACACACUAACUGCAAAGAUCAACUCUAGCACAAGACCUACAAGCGAUGGCCUCCAGCCUAAUAGUGGACAAACCAAUGACAAACAAUGCACCAGGAGGUGAAGCUUUAGUUCCUA